Pantherophis guttatus is the source of this 1227-nucleotide messenger RNA. Lineage: Eukaryota; Metazoa; Chordata; Lepidosauria; Squamata; Colubridae. The record is from RefSeq and is a predicted model, not a curated record.
GACCACAAGCGGGAAACCGGACUCAGCGCAGAGAUGCUCAAACAGACUUUCCUCACCGUCCUUGUCCUUCUGGCUUGCUGGGUGGCUCUCAUGGAAGGAAUUCCCAGCGCGGGUCGGGAGCGCUGUUUAUGCAAAGGUUUGAGAAAUUCUGUGCAAAAGAACCGUAUAGUUAAAACUGAGUACCACCGGCCAAGCACCACCUGCAGUCGAGAGGAAGUGAUAGUGACGCUUAGAAACAACCAAAGACUUUGUCUGAACCUGAACGGGGACCAAGGCAGGGAAAUUAAAAAGGAUAUUUUGAACCGAAUGAAGGCCAAAUAAUGAAGUUCAAGCCAACUUUUGAAGAAGCUGCUUCACUUCCUAUGGACAUGUAAUCAGCUUGUGAAGGACUCAUCAUCUAUGACACUCAAAUUGGAACCACUGAUCCAACAGCGUUAUAUAUGGAUUUAGAAGUAACCCCAGUACUUCCUGUAGCAAUUUAUUUAAAAAAAACCGAGUAUAUGAACUAUGUAAUGAGGCAAAAAGGCUGUGAUUUUUGUUUUGUUUUUGACAUUUCUGACCACGGCAGGUCUUCAAUCUUCCAAAUCAAACAAGCUAUAUGACAAUGUCAAAUUGGCGUACUUAAUUCCUGAAUAUUUUUAUGCUUGUUACACCAAUACAAGAUAGUCCUCGAUUUACGACCACAAUUGAGCCCAAAUUUCCGUUCGUUAAAAGUGAGUUUAGAAGCUAGAGACUAUGAGAGCAGAAUUAAGACAGGGUUAGAAGAAAUGACCCAACAACAUAUUGAUUUAAAACCUGAGCUGUUCCUAUUGGGUAUACUACCAGAGAAAAUUAGUAAAGAAAAUAUAUACUUGAUUAUACAUAUAAUAACUGCAGUGAGGAUAGCAUUUGCGCAAAGAUGGAAAGCAGAGAAAAUCCCUUUGGAAGGGGAAGUAAUUAAAAAAAUCUUAAAUUGUGCAGAAAUGAACAGAUUGAUGAUUAAAGAGAGAGAGAGGAUACGGACUACUAUAAGAUAAGGGGGAAAUUUUAUGAUUGCUUAAAAAAGAGAUAUAGAUAAAAAUUGUGAUAAUUAAAUAAGGAGAAUGUUAUAUUAAAUGUAUUGUAAUUUGGGGGGAAAUAUCGCAACAGAGAAAUGGAAAUUAUCAAGGAGAAAUGAAGAUAGGAGGAGGAAUAAAAAGAAGAAGAAGUCACGGAAGAAACACCGAGAAGACACACGAAAGGAUUGAU